This is a messenger RNA of Colletotrichum tamarilloi, 660 nucleotides long. RefSeq lists its product as uncharacterized. Bases 1 to 660 code for a protein of 219 amino acids. Lineage: Eukaryota; Fungi; Ascomycota; Sordariomycetes; Glomerellales; Glomerellaceae. The record is from RefSeq and is a predicted model, not a curated record. The transcript has a single exon.
AUGGAGCUACAGACAGCAGCAAAGCAACAUCCGUUCUUGGAAUUCAUUCUAUCCAUCUCAAUGUCCGAGCAGAUUCAAGCCCACAAGAAUCGAUCGAGGAUUGGACAUGAAAGUGGGAGGUCGCCUGCCCAGUUUUCGGAGCGCCACAUGUUUGUGGACUCCGUCCUGACGCGGCAGAUUUUCCGUCUGCAGGGCCUCCCCGUAUCUCAUCGCGCUGGAUCUAUGACAUUACUUACUAGGAUAGUAGCCCAAGUAGCGUCACUAUCACUUCUGGAGGUGGCCGCAACGAUGCCGGAUACUACUGCAGAGUACCAUCAUCUCGUCGAUGGCUGUGAGGAAAGAGCCGUAGCAGCAGCUAGAGAGAUUGCACGCUUAUCGAGUAUUUUAUUAUCCGAUUUCAACAUUUGCCAGAUCCACCCAUUUACGCCAGCGCCAUUUCAUUCAUGUCGGGAAGCUCUGGUCAGGUUUCAGGAACGUGGCAUGGCGAUAGAAGAUGAGAUUAAGACGAUGGAUGAAGCUUUGGGGGAGUUGAAAGCUGCAAAUGGGUUUUGCCAAGGUAUCCCGAAGCCAGAACCGCCUCGGUUUGGAUAUGAGGAUGCCUUGGCGACGCCUGACUCUCUCAUGGACCUGUUGAUUGAGGAACCAAGUAUGGGGGACUGA